Molecule: messenger RNA, 4758 nt
Organism: Hyphopichia burtonii NRRL Y-1933
Lineage: Eukaryota; Fungi; Ascomycota; Pichiomycetes; Serinales; Debaryomycetaceae
Exons: 1
Coding region: 1-4758 (1585 amino acids)
Biological process (GO): mRNA processing; mRNA export from nucleus
Cellular component (GO): THO complex part of transcription export complex
Molecular function (GO): mRNA binding
Source: RefSeq, a predicted model, not a curated record
AUGAGUGCUCCUUCUGAAAGUGGAUAUGCAUACUUAACUGAGGAAGUUAUCGAGCAAUUUUCUGGCUCUGGAUCGGAAAAUUUGAUUCAGUUUUUGCAAGCAUCAGACCAGACAAAGGAACAGCUUGAAGAAAUUAGCUCCUUAAUUUUCACAGAACUUCUUCUUGUAUAUGAAGAGAAGAAAUUGUCAGUUGAUGAGGUUGUUCAGUUUUUAGUCUUAGCAAUAAGUGAUGAAUCCUUUGCCGUUAUCUUUUGUGAGGUUCUAGAUGUUUUUCCAUUAUCAGAACCUGUUCAAAAUCUUUUACUUGAAAUAUAUAAGAGACAAAGUAUUAUAAAAUAUUCCACUCUCGCAAGGUAUAUUGAUGCUGAAAGCUUGUCGAAACUGUCUAUUGUGCCAACCGAUGUACUCAACAGACAAUUGAAUACGCGUAAGAGAGAUGACUUUUAUACUCAGAAGAAAUAUAAUUUACUCCAUGAAGAAAUAGAAGGUUUCUCUAAAUUGAUCAUUGAACUCUAUUCUAUAUUUAGAAGGGAUGAAAGCUCGUAUCAAGUCGAUUAUGCUUUAGAAAUAGUGGAGAACUUAAUAGGUCACUAUAGUUUAGACCCUAACCGUGUGCUUGAUAUAAUACUUGAUAUAUUCAGUAAUAACUUUGUUAGUAAUCAUGAAUUUUCGAUUAAUUUUUUGAAAAAAUCGCGAUGGUGGCCAGAAGUUGAAAGUGAUUGUUUUACUUCAAUACAGAGUCUAGGAAAAGGAGGAAACGAAUCAGCAGCCAAAUGUAUUGGCUUAAAACUCAUGAAAUGCCCACAAGAUAGAGAUUUACCCGAAACGUAUAAAAUCAUGAUUGCCUGUCUUAUGAAAGAGGGAUUUCUUAGUUUCGGAUCUAUUUGGAAGUAUGCCAGACCCAAUGACGAAGAAAUGAAAGACAUUGAAGCACUCUACAAAAAAGAGCUUGAUGAACAAGUAUUCAAGGCAAGUGCAAGUGCUUUAGCUUUAGCUGCACCACUAGCCGAUGAUGAGGACAAUAAAUCCAAUUCUGAAAAGCUGACCACCUCUAUGACCAGAAAAGACACUAAUAAAGAUAAGACUGUUGCGGAGAGAAUACAAUAUAACUUCAAAUAUCAACUUUUGAGGGUGUUUCUAGGUAAUGGGCUAUAUUGGCCAUCAAUUUAUAUUUUGACAGAAUAUAGCUUCUUGGCAUUUGUCAGUCCUGACAUGCACGAGCUAAUUGCCAGAAUGUUUUCUUGUAUGAUAGAACCUUUAUACAAAAAAAUUGCUCCUUUCAGUGAUGAAGAUUUUGCCAAACUACAAAAGGGUAGACCAGUAACAUUUGCUAAACCACUAAACACAGUCAAACUCGAAGAAUUUCAAAGUGUUGAAUAUUUAAGUUUCAAACCAACCAUUAAGAGCUUUAGCCAAAAGAAGUUUCGCUAUUUCUAUAGCGACUGGACUAAGAAAUUACCUUUAGUAAAUACAGUGGAUGAGUUAUUCAAGGUUUCCAAAGAUUUUCUUAAAUUCAUCGGAACAAAUUUAUCCCAGAAUCUUGAACUUUUCUCGAAGAUUUGUGAUAUAGGGGUAUGGGAUUUGCAAAAUGAUUCCUCCGACACUAGGACUUCAGAAUGGUUUGCUUACUUCAGAAACUUUUUACUUCCUACAAUUCCAUUGAUUAAAGAAAACUCUUUUGCAGUAGACAGGGCCUAUGAAAUAUUGAAAUUCUUCACAACAGAAGAAAAAUUCAACUUAUAUAGUGAAUUACAUCAAGUUUUGGGUAAAAAUAAUCCCCACAUAAAAAUGGCACAAGGAAAAGCAGAAAAGGCCACUAAAGAUGUUUUAAAGAGAUUAUCCAAAGAGAAUGUUCGUCCAAUGAUGCGUAGGUUAGCAAAAAUUAGUUUUUCAAAUCCUCUACCUUGUUUCUUAACAAUACUCCAGCAAAUUGAGAGUUAUGACAACUUAAAUACGUUGGUGGUAGAAACAGCAAGAUAUUUUAAUCAAUACGGUUGGGAUGUGCUCACGUUAGCAAUAUUGUUAAGGUUGACCGCUUCGGGAAGAUCAAAUAUUCAGAAUGAUGGAUUGAAUGAACGCCAGUGGAUUCAAUCCUUAGCUUCUUUUAUUGGUAAGUUGUGCCAACGUUACCCUAAAUCAGUUGACUUGAAGACAUUAUUCCAAUAUUUAUUAAAGUCGUUUCAUAAAGGAGAAACAUCGAGUAUCAUUGUUUUAAGAGAAAUAUUGAUUUCUAUGGGUGGUAUUCAAACAAUUGCUAACCUCACUCUUCAGCAAAUCAACAUGAUAAAUUGUGGGUCCUCACUACAAAAGAUGGUUUAUAGAACCAUUGAUGAUGUGAGGUUCGAAAGAUUUAGAUCUGGUAAUGUCUUGACUAAUUUGUUGAACAAUAUUGGAGUUGUAAAUGAAUUAUUAGUUCUUCUUUGUAAUUUGGGAGAUGUCAUAGUCUAUUCUUCGGAACAUUCACAUUUAAAGGUAUUAGCUAAUAAAAAUGACGAGUUAAAUUCACUUCUCCAUUUAUUUACUCAACAUAUUGGUUUCUUUAGUGAUUAUCUCGAUUUAAAGAAGUCAUUGCUCCCUUUGACAGAAUUGGUAUCUAAUUAUGGUGUACCUAUUGAGUGGGCGUUUGAAAUAUGGCGCCCAUUUUUAAGCAAAGCCAUUCAACCUUCCGAAAACGUAGAUCAAGACGCCCAAAUAAUACUCAAGGAUCUUAAGGACCAAAUUUCAAAAUUACAAAAUGAUGACGUUUGGAAAUAUUUUUCACCUGAUUUCUAUGCAACAUUUUGGCAACUUUCAUUAUAUGAUAUCAACUUUUCGGAAGAAUUAUAUGACACAGAGAUUGAAAGAUUAAAUUCUACAAAAAAUGGCCUUGUUGAUACAAUAAAUAUAAGUAAAAAGGAUCGUGAUGUCUCCAGAUCUACAAUAGAAAAUUAUAGAAAAGAACUUUCUCAAAAUGAAGUUUUCAUAAAAGAUUUACCCCAAGAAAAAGAAUCUCAUAAAAAACACAACGAUUUUGUUAUGGAGACCCUUGGCAAUGAGUCUAGCAAUUGGCUCCAUAAAACUGACGAUAGUGAUUUGCAAGCAAAAACAUUCAUUCAAUAUUGUGUUCUUCCAAGAGCUAUUCAUUCAUCAUUCGAUGCUGCUUACACUGCUAAAUUUUUGUUCAAGCUUCAUGAUCUCGAAACUAGUAAUUUCUCGAUUAUCAACAUUUUGGACAGUUUAGUGAAUAGUGAAAUUCUUUUUGGAACUUUGUUCACUCUUACCCCAACCGAAGCUGAAAACUUGGGAUUGUUUUUUGCUGAUAUUUUGAGAUCUUUAAAUGAUUGGACCGACCAAACCGUCUUUGAGAAAAUUAAUGAUAUUACUGUGAUCCUGGAAACUAUAAGUACCUUAUCAUUUGAUGAAUACCGUUUGAAAUUAUAUCAGUACCACUCUACUAUCUUGAAUGAUGUUAGUCGUGCAUUGACUGUUGAAGAUUACAUGUGUCGUCGUAAUGCAAUUACAUUUAUGAAAAAUUUACUUGGUGUUUAUCCUACUGUGGAGGACCAUUGCGAAAGAAUUGUGGAAUUAAUAGAAAAAAUUGCUCUUAAGGAGCACCGUGAAGACUUGAAAUUAUCUUCCAGUGCUUUAAUUGGUCAUUUUAAAUCUAGGUCGAAGGACUGGGUCCACCUAUGGGACUUUAUUCCUUUAUCUGACUCCGAAAAAGAAGAACAUGCAGGUAAAAGAAAGGCCAUUCAAGAUAAAAUUGCUGAAACAAAAAAGAAGAAAGAGGAAGAAGCCAGACAAAAGGAACUUAAAGCUAAGCAAGAAGCAGAAAAUAACAAACAAAAGAAAUUGGCUUCGGUUAUAAGCUAUGAUGAAUCAGCUAGCACAAAUAAAAGAAUUGAUUCGAGGGGAUCAGAUGCCUCAAAAGGAAGAUAUGAUUACUAUUCCAAAUAUGAUCUGGCAAAAGCAUCCAAUGAUGAUAAAACCGAGGGAUCCAAUGAUGACAAGACUAUUUCGAAAUCUUCGAAAGAUUCUACUGAGAAUAAAUCUUCAAAGACCGAAUUAGAAAAAACUAUUAGUGAAAAAGAUAAGUCACCAGAAGGAACGGACAAAACUCAAGAAGCAAAAAACACCAAGUCUAAUGAUUUGAAAUCCAGGCUCAAAGAGGCUAAGAAAGAAUACGAAGAAACCAAAUCAAGAGAUUUUACUCCAUCUUCUAAAGCAUCUACUCCCGUCGAAAAUGAAACUAAGAAAGAACAGGCUACAGGAAUCCCUCUGGCACCUAAGAAUGCUACCCUUCCAGCAUUUCCAAGAGAGACCGCCCCCAGAACACGAACACCUUUGGCCCCACAGCCAUCCACCAAGAAGGAUUUGUUUUAUAACGAUAAUGGCCAACAUGGAAGAAGACCUAACGAUAGAACAUCGUAUAAUAACCAGAAUAAUCGAUAUAAUAAUCAAAGAAAUAUUCCUACUCCACCUACCAGACCGACAAACAAUCUGGGAUAUAAUUCACAAAAUCAAGGGGGACGAACCGGACAGAGAAUGUCAUUACCACCCCCACCCCCACCACCUAUUAGCUUAAAAAACUCUUCAUCUCAACAAUCACAGAAUCAAAUGAAUAGAGCUCCGCAACAACCACAAAAUCAAAUGAAUAGAGCUCCACAACAACAAUCAAGAAAUGAUAAUCACCAUAGAGGCUCUUAUAGAUACGAUGGUAAAAGAAAACAUGAUAAUUAUGGGAAUGGUAGAGGUUACGAUAAGAAACAGAGAUAUUGA